This is a messenger RNA of Nanorana parkeri, 1436 nucleotides long. RefSeq names its product adenosine kinase (gene ADK). Gene Ontology annotation, cellular component: nucleus; cytosol. The record is from RefSeq and is a predicted model, not a curated record. NCBI's taxonomy places the organism in Eukaryota, Metazoa, Chordata, Amphibia, Anura, Dicroglossidae. Bases 189 to 1274 code for a protein of 361 amino acids. Gene Ontology annotation, molecular function: adenosine kinase activity. The transcript is spliced from 11 exons. Gene Ontology annotation, biological process: purine ribonucleoside salvage.
GCGUGUUGGUAAAGCAGCGUGAGGAGGGCAGCGAGGGAAGUGAGAAGAGACAGGGGGAGGGGACAGCCGGAGAGGGUGCAGACUCUUGUGGUAGUGCAGGAACGGAGCACGUUGUACCGGCUGGUAGAGAGUAGCAUUGCACAGUCAGCUCUUCCCUAGACUUUGGCACGUAUCUCCCGGCGGGCAGCAUGAAGGUGGCAUCAGAAGAACCCCAGGCUAAGAAGCAGAAGCUGGAGGAGAAGGCACUGAGUGAAAAUAUUCUGUUUGGGAUGGGCAACCCUCUUCUCGACAUUUGUGCUGUGGUGGACAAGGACUUUCUUGACAAGUAUGGCUUGAAGGCUAAUGAUCAAAUUCUGGCUGAAGACAAACACAAGGAGCUGUUUGAUGAGCUGGUGAAAAGGUUCAAAGUCGAUUAUCAUGCUGGUGGUUCCACUCAAAACUCCGUAAAAGUGGCUCAGUGGAUGAUCCAGAAACCAUAUAAGGUUGCCACAUUUUUUGGAUGCAUUGGAACUGAUAAGUUUGGAGAGAUACUGAAGAAGAAGGCUGAGGAGGCUCAUGUUGACGCCCGUUACUAUGAACAGAGCGAGAAGCCUACAGGCACAUGUGCUGCUUGCAUCACUGGUGACAACAGGUCUCUGGUGGCAAACCUGGCUGCUGCUAAUUGCUAUGAUAAAACAAAGCAUCUCGACCUGACGGAAAACUGGCAGCUGGUGGAAAAGGCAAAAGUUUACUAUAUAGCUGGUUUCUUCCUUACCGUCUCUCCUGAGGCCAUCCUUAAAGUUGCCACACAAUCCUCCGAUAACAACAAGAUCUUCUGCAUGAACCUUUCGGCACCGUUCAUCAGUCAGUUCUUCAAGGAGCCCCUUAUGAAAGCCAUGCCUUAUGUGGACAUCCUUUUCGGGAAUGAAGCGGAAGCUGCUACUUUUGCCAGGGAACAAGGAUUUGAGACUGAAGAUAUCAAGGAGAUUGCCAGAAAGGCUCAGGCUCUUCCAAAGGUGAACUCGAAAAGGCCAAGGGUUAUUGUAUUUACUCAAGGACAUGAAGAUACCAUCAUGGCAACUGUGGAUGAAGUUGUGGCAUUCCCUGUGUUAGUGAUCGACCAGAGUAAAAUAGUAGACACCAAUGGAGCUGGAGAUGCGUUUGUUGGGGGUUUUCUUUCUCAGUUGGUGUCUGACAAGCCUUUGGAAGAGUGUAUCCGAGCUGGUCAUUAUUCUGCUAACGUGGUUAUUCGACGAGCUGGCUGCACUUUACCAGAGAAACCGGACUUCAAAUAAUGAAAGGGAUGAAGCCUGUGAGAAGAUCUGCAGGUCCCUACUUCCUUCUUUCUCCUUCCCUCUACACAGGCAUAUUAAAGAAACUGUACUCUGUACUCCUGUCAGCUUCUGAAAUAUAGUAUAUACCCUCCCCACAUGUCUCUCUACCUCUUUUCCAAAAAA